AUGAAUUCUUCAGGAGAAAAUCAACUUGAGAUGGACGUUGAUGCACCUACCGGAAAUCCAUUCAGGUCAAUAUGCCAACAAUCGAACUUUAAGGAGCGUUUUCGUCCAUACUCAUCAAGACGAAAGGGAUGGAGUGGAAACAUCACUCUCAUCAACGUAUCAGCCGCUCGUUCUCUUCGUGAGGAGGACAUCGCUAAUAGAGGAGUACGAGCUAACCAACAGCCUGCGAAAGCUAAUAACCCACAGCCCGCGCAAGCUAACAACCCACCAGCUACACAAGUUAACAAUUCGCGGGUGACUCCUAUCGACUUGACGUUACGUGAGCGUUUCCAGGAAUUGGAAAGGGAAAACAAGCGACUCAAGGUUGCAUUGGAGAAAAGAAAGAAGCUUGAAGAAGAAGCUAUUCCACAUUCCGAAAGUAAUAGGUCAAACCGUCGUUCUCAUCGAGAACGAUACGACCCACGCAAAGGGGACGAAGUUCUUGACGGUCGUCGGCUCAGUAAAAGUGAUGCAAGAAGAAGCGAGGAUGUCAGGAACGUUUAUCAAAGUCGCGAUCACCAUGAUGACGAUUAUUAUGAUCAUUAUGUGCCCGAUGAUGAUCAUUAUUACACGGCCGAGCAAGAUAGGCGAACCAGAUCAAGUCGCAAGAAACAUAGACAAAGGGAUGAUCAUAUCAAUGAUGAUCACUUGAAGAGGUCUAGACGUGAUAAAGACCUUUCUAAAAGGAGAAAGGAGUCUGACAGGAAUGAGCGGAUUCGCAGAGAAACUGAGGGAGACUCGGUGAGAGGCAAAGAAUUCAGCAAAAGAAGGCCUAGUGAAAUGAUUAAUGAGCUGUUAGCCCAAAAGCAAUCCAAAGAUGAAGAGCAACAAAUUUUAUCAAUGAAAAAUCGAUGGACUCCCCAUUUGUUGAAAAGAUAA
Messenger RNA from Papaver somniferum (opium poppy), 918 nucleotides. Its product is annotated as NKAP family protein UM04995-like. Bases 1 to 918 code for a protein of 305 amino acids. Lineage: Eukaryota; Viridiplantae; Streptophyta; Magnoliopsida; Ranunculales; Papaveraceae. The record is from RefSeq and is a predicted model, not a curated record. The transcript has 2 exons.